AUGCUCGAAUCUCUGGCAACUACCGUUUUGAAUCGCUUUCUUGGAGAUUAUGUCUCCAAUCUUGAAGGCAAACAAUUAAAUAUUGCAAUAUGGAAAGGUGACGUUGUCCUGAGAGACUUACAACUCAAAAAAGAAGCUCUUGACAAGUUUAAUUUGCCAAUUGACGUUUUAGAAGGAUAUUUGGGAGAACUUACUUUAAAUAUUCCUUGGUCAAAUUUAAAGAAUAAGCCUGUUAAAGUUGUCAUAAAUAACGUCUUUCUCUUAGCGGUUCCAAAAGCUGAAUCUGAGUAUGAUCCUGAAGAAGACGAGAAACGAGCUCAACAAGUUAAACAAGAACAAUUAGCAAAUGCAGAACUUCUUCACACAGCCCCCAGUGAGCUAGCUGAAGAGGAUGAUCAAAAAAACCAAUCUUUUAUAAACAAACUCGUCACGAAAAUUGUUGAUAACUUGCAGAUAUCUAUUAAUAACAUUCACAUUCGUUAUGAAGAUAAACUAAGUGAUCCAGGGCAUCCGUUUGCAGUCGGACUUACUCUGUCAGAAUUCUCUGCUAUAUCAACUAAUUCAAACUGGGAGCCUACAUUUAUCGAAGAAGAAACCAGUUCAAUAAAUAAAUUAAUCAAAUUAGGGUCUUUGGCCGCAUACUGGAAUACUGAUUCAAAAUCCAUUUCCGGGCAUGCUACAAAAGAAUCUAUUAAAGUAUUUACUAGCCUGAUUGCAUCCGAACAAAACAUUCCAUCAGAACAUCAAUAUAUACUGAAACCAGUUUCUGGAAUUGGACGUCAUUUUGAAUUAAAUACUCCAAAAACGACGGCAAUCCUUUUAUUUGAUGAACUUGGGUUUAUCUUUGAUGAUGAACAAUACAGGGAUGCGUUGCUAAUGACUGAUUUGUUCCAUUUUUAUUUACGACAACAAGAGUAUCGAAAAUUCAGGCCUCCCAAAGAUGUUACUCCUAAAAAAAAUCCAAGAGCAUGGCUUCAAUUUGCUGGAAAUUGUAUUAUCUCAGAAAUUAAGGAACGCAAUCGUAAAUUGACGUGGGAAUACUUUAAAGAACGCCGUGAUGAUCGACAUACCUAUGUAAAAUUAUAUAAAGAAAAGCAACUUGAAAAAAUAACUCCAGAGAAUGCAUCUAAGUUAGAAGCUUUAGAGUGGAAACUUAGCUACGAAGAUAUCCUAUUUUAUAGGUCGAUUGCUAAAUCACAAUUGAAGAAGGAAAGGGCAUUAAUAGCCAAGAAACAAAGAGAACGACAACAACAACAAGUAAAAAGUAGUGGUUGGUUUGGUGGUUGGUGGUAUAGCGGACAAUCGUCAGGCCCUUCAGACGAUACUAUUUGGACUGACGAACAGCUUCAAGAAUUGUAUGAAGCCAUCGAAUAUGACGAAUCAGAAGUAGCCCCAUCUGUUGAAUUGCCCAAAGAGUGGACAAAACUUUUAUUCAAGACAGAACUUAAGACUGGUUCAUUUGUAUUAAAGAAAGAUCCUCAUGGGAAGAGCACAGAAAUUUUAUCUUUAAUUUUUGAUACAGUGACCACAAAAUUCCUCCAACGACCUGAUUCUUUUCAGGCAGAAACUGCAUUAGGAAGCUUAAGCGUGCAUGAUGGUUCCACUGAGGGUACUUUAUAUCCACAAAUAGUGAGGGUGAAGGAAGAUUUUAUUACAAAACAGAAUGAAGGGGAGUUAGCAACAAACAAUCGUGCAAGUGAUGUUACUCAUGAUGAAUCAACGAAUAAUCCAUUCUUUCAGCUCGUAUUUGAACAUAAUCCUUUGGAUGGUCGCGCUGAUAAUGGUCUUUCGAUGAAAAUGAGACAUUUGGAAAUU
Molecule: messenger RNA, 1815 nt
Organism: Racocetra persica
Lineage: Eukaryota; Fungi; Glomeromycota; Glomeromycetes; Diversisporales; Gigasporaceae
Source: the annotation of a GenBank genome assembly